Molecule: messenger RNA, 600 nt
Organism: Lynx canadensis (Canada lynx)
Lineage: Eukaryota; Metazoa; Chordata; Mammalia; Carnivora; Felidae
Product: dr1-associated corepressor-like
Molecular function (GO): protein heterodimerization activity
Source: RefSeq, a predicted model, not a curated record
AUGCCCCUACCUUGGCCUUUCUCCUAUUUCCAGAAGAGCCUGGGGCAGGCCAAGAAGAUCAUGCAAAUUGAUGAAGCGAUUGGGAAGGUGGCUGUGCCCGUCAUCCUCUCCCAGGUGCUCGAGCUCUUCCUGGAGUCGCUGUUGAAGAAGGCCUGCCAGGUGACCAUGACCACGUCCCACCUGGAGCAGCGCAUUGGGCUGGAGCAGCAGUGUGGAGUUCUGGAAGGACCUUGGUGGCCUCUGUGUCAGACUGCCCCCGGGGACCGGAAGCCAGGCAGCAGUGGCCGGAAGAAUGGAGGGGGGGGGGGACGGGAAGCAAAGGCAAGGACAAGAAGCUGUCAGGACGUCGAGCAGGAGGAUGAGGCUGAGGACACAGAUACUGAUGGGGAAGAGGAGAUGACGUUGCAGGAUUUUCUACCACAAUACCCGGGAUUCGUUGCCUCGACGCUUGGAAGAAUGAAGAGCUCCUUCUCGGGUCCCACCCUUAUUGGCUGGACAGCUCUAGGUGCCGGAUUGUCCAUUCCGGAUUGGCUCGUUUCCGUUUCCCGCCCGGGUGUCUCAGCCCCUGAUGCAGAGGAUGAAAAGGCUUAUGACUCUUAG